Molecule: messenger RNA, 2373 nt
Organism: Trichophyton benhamiae CBS 112371
Lineage: Eukaryota; Fungi; Ascomycota; Eurotiomycetes; Onygenales; Arthrodermataceae
Exons: 5
Coding region: 1-2373 (790 amino acids)
Biological process (GO): reciprocal meiotic recombination; double-strand break repair via synthesis-dependent strand annealing
Cellular component (GO): nucleus
Molecular function (GO): hydrolase activity, acting on acid anhydrides; ATP-dependent chromatin remodeler activity; DNA translocase activity
Source: RefSeq, a predicted model, not a curated record
AUGUAUUCCGGGGAAAACCAAACAAACGCGUUCGAACGUCGACUUCAUAACGACAACGACAAGGCAGCCAUUUGGUCUAUCACAGCUUUUUUUGGACGAUUUGAUGCUCUUUCAAAACCUUUCAAAUGCCCCGGUUCAGAAGCCCGUCGAACAUCUGAUAAGCCUGCCCGCAAGCUCCGUAAAGUGAACUAUGCAGGCGCAGAUUGUAGUGCCGAGGAUGAUGGCGCCAAACCAUGGACAAAUGAGGACAGACUUGCCCUCGCAAACCGUGACGCCAACCGCUUCCCAGUAUUCAAAGUUAAAGAUAAAGAAACCACCUUCCGCCAACGGUUUCACGUUCCUUUGAUCGACAAGUCGAGUGGUAACUACAGUUCUGGUCGUGCUGCCCCGACUCUGGGAAUGCGUUGUGGUGCUACUUUCGUCGUUAAACCUCUACAUGAUCCCAGCGGAGAGUUUGCAAUCGUACUUUAUGACCCAACUAUCGAUGAUAAACCGGAUGACAAGGAUGAAAGCAAAGACACUGCUGGAAACAAGGAGGGUGAAGAGGUCGAGCAAAAGAAGUUGAAUCAGCCACUAGUGCAUAAAAGCCUUGCGGAAAUAUUGGGGAUCAAGAAGAAUGUUGACGAAAGACCCAAAGUACCCGUCGUUAUUGAUCCGAGGCUUGCAAAGAUUUUACGACCACAUCAGAUUGAGGGUGUAAAGUUGCAAUGUAUCACGUUGAUGUGGACCUUACUUAAACAAUCGCCUGAGGCGGGUAAACCUACAGUCCAAAAGGCGGUUAUUGCAUGUCCAGCUACGCUAGUAGGCAACUGGGCAAAUGAACUAGUGAAAUGGCUGGGCAAGGACGCUAUAAACCCCUUUGUGAUCGAUGGGAAAGCUUCAAAGACGGAACUAACAUCCCAGCUAAGGCAAUGGGCAAUUGCUUCUGGUCGAUCCGUUGUCAGGCCUGUGUUGAUUGUUUCGUAUGAAACACUGCGAAUGAAUUCAGAUGAACUUCGGGAUACCCAAAUUGGGCUUCUUCUCUGCGACGAAGGGCAUCGGCUAAAGAAUGCUGACAGUCAAACUUAUGUAGCACUGAACAAGCUCAACGUCCAGAAACGCGUCAUCCUUUCUGGAACUCCAAUUCAAAACGACUUGUCUGAAUACUUCAGUCUUCUCGACUUUGCGAACCCGGGUAUACUAGGGUCACGAAGCGAAUUCCACAAGACAUAUGAAAUUCCCAUUCUCCGUGGCCGUGAUGCAGAUGGGACUGAUGAGCAGCAGAAGAAAGGCAAUGAGCGUCUUGCUGAACUUCUUAAUCUCGUUAAUAAGUUCAUUAUUCGAAGGAGCAAUGACCUUUUGUCCAAAUACCUCCCCGUCAAGUAUGAGCACGUUGUAUUUUGCAAUCUUGCUCCAUUCCAGCUGGAUCUAUACAACCACUUCAUCCAGAGUCCUGAAAUCAAGAGUCUCCUUCGUGGUAAAGGAAGUCAGCCUUUGAAGGCAAUUGGUAUUUUGAAAAAGCUUUGCAAUCACCCCGAUCUUUUGAAGCUCUCAGAAGAUCUACCAGGAUGCGAGCAAUAUUUCCCCGAAGAUAUGACGGUAUCCAAUGGCCGCAGAGGGGACCGUGAAGUUAAGACUUGGUACUCUGGUAAAAUGAUGGUCUUGGAUCGAAUGCUUGCACGUAUCCGACAGGAUACUAAUGAUAAGAUCGUCCUGAUCAGCAAUUACACGCAGACAUUGGACCUUUUUGAGCGUCUGUGCCGAGCUCGUGCGUAUGGCUGUAUACGCCUUGACGGAACUAUGGGUGUUAAGAAACGGUCAAAGCUAGUCGAUAAAUUUAAUGACCCGAACGGAGAAGAGUUUGUCUUCCUGCUCUCCAGUAAGGCAGGCGGAUGCGGCAUCAACUUGGUUGGAGCAAACCGGUUGGUACUCUUUGAUCCCGAUUGGAAUCCUGCCGCCGACCAACAGGCAUUGGCUCGAGUGUGGCGUGAUGGCCAGUCAAAGGACUGUUUUGUUUACCGAUUCAUUGCCACUGGCACGAUUGAGGAGAAGAUCUUUCAACGUCAAUCACACAAGCAAUCUCUAUCAUCAUGCGUGGUUGAUUCAGCCGAGGACGUCGAGCGCCACUUCAGUCUCGACUCACUUCGAGAACUCUUCCAGUUUAAGCCAGGUACGACCAGUGACACACAUGAUACAUUCAAGUGUAAACGCUGCAGGCCGGAUGGGACACAGCAUAUCAAGGCACCUGCAAUGCUGUACGGCGACACGAGUUCCUGGAACCAUUUUGUCAACACAGGCGAGAAGGGCCCUAUGAACCGGAUCCAGGAUUUAUUGUUACGCCAGGAAACGAGCGAGCAAGCAGUCAGCGCAGUCUUCCAGUAUAUCAGCCAUUAA